Molecule: messenger RNA, 235 nt
Organism: Paramecium sonneborni
Lineage: Eukaryota; Ciliophora; Oligohymenophorea; Peniculida; Parameciidae
Source: the annotation of a GenBank genome assembly
UAUGUUAUUUAAAGACAAUUAGAAUCUUUAAUUUACUAUUCAAUCGGAACUAUUAUAGGAGUAUUAGUAUCAGAUUCAUUCAAAUUAAAUUUUGGAACUGGAGGUCUUAUAAUUCUAAUUUUAAUGUUCAUUUUUGAAGCAAGUGUGAAAUAAAUAAUUUUAAAAGAGUUAGAAUUAACUCCAUUUUUUAUAUUCAUUAACUCAAACUUAAGUCAAAUUUUAUCCAAAACAGCAG